AUAUCACUGACUGUCCAAAUGUUAUAGAAAUAUCGAAAUCUUUCGAUUCGUAAACAUGUAAACAGUAGAGGGGAAUCACUUCUGCCGUUAACGACUACCAGAGGUUUUGUCAAGGAUAUUGACGCUCUAACGGGGUAUUAGCCCUUAUUUAUCUACCGCUUUUUGGAUUUAUUUUAUUACAUUCUUCUGUAGAAGUUGAGUUUUAUGUGAGUUAUACUCGCGAAGCUGCGAUAUAAUGAAGAUCUGGUUUCGAUAACUUUUCUUCAGUCGUUCUUUUAAUUGUUUGGUUAUUAUGGGAAUUAUAAAUUUACGAUUUCAAUUGCAUAUCCAGUUUUUUAUUUUUGUCAUUUUAUAUUUACUUUGUUGUGUUUCUCCAGUUCUUUCUUUUGAUGUUUCCUUCUUGGGCCCUUUCUCGGGAUUCAAUUAUUUAUCACAACCUAUUUUUUCUUCUAAUGCCUCAUAUCAGCUUUACAAACAGUACAAAAAUGGAUCAUGGAAUCCGUUGUAUUUUCCGCUUCCUUCUUUGAAUGAUCAUUGCUUUACUACAAUUCCCAAUACUAAUAAAGUCUAUGUACCCAUUUUUGAUCGAUCGGAAACCAUUUUGACAGUCCAUGAAUUAUUUUCCAACACAUCCCAUGAGCUCCUUUCCCGUGAUAAUUCCUCAAUUUCUUCUCGUCUGCAUUCUAUUUUUUGUAACAAUUACUCCCCCUUUCUAUAUGGUUUAACCAAUGCAUCAAACUCAUCUAGCAACAUUACUGAACUCUAUCGCUGGAACCUAACUGAUGAUUUGCCUACUGCUGAAUAUAUGUACUCAUUCGAUGGCAAUGUCUAUUCCGUUUCACCAACAGCAACUAAUGAAAUUUCCGUGCAGGGAGAUUUUACUCAUAGUACACCCUUUAUGCCCACAAGAGAUGUUCAAUUAGCUAAGUUUGGCUUUCGAUCUCUUGACCCACUAUCAGAAAAGUCUCAUAGUACUUCUCUAAUGGAUAUGUCUUGUUACUCGGAUACUUCGUUAUAUAUUUGGGAUAUAUCUAAUUCCAAUUCUGUAUCUCUUAAUGCUUGGACGCUUUAUCAAACAGAAUUAUAUUCCGUUCGGAUUCUCAUCAAUAAAAACGCUUCCUCUUCAGCUACCUCAUUUCAUUUGACUGAUCCAUAUAAUGACUCUGUUCUACCUUUGACAUACAAAACAACUUCUGGUUUCGAAAAGUGUACUAUGAAUUGCCCCUUAAAUUCAUCAAACGAGUACCAAGACUUUUACUUUCCUGAAGGUUGGACUUCCUGGCAAGUAAAUGUGCAUCUUUUUAAUGAGGCUCCUAGUAGUGAUUUAGUUGCUGUGCGGGGGAUCCAGUUUUUUCAAAAAGACGCCAUUGCUUACUUUGAAGAUUCCUUCAACCAGCAUGCUUGCCAUAUUCCUGGAUAUAAUUCUUUUUCUAAACACACCGGAAAUUGGGAACUUUCGUCAAAAAAUGCAUCUAUGCCUUAUUGGACUUCACAGCCUUCUACAGAGAAUGUUUCGGCUGCAUUUAUACCAAAUAUAAUCUAUUCAUUAAAUGCUUCGUUGGAGUUAAUGAUUCCUGGCUGUCGUUACGACGACACUUGCUCGAAUCGGCAUGAUGCUGUUGUCAAAGUUUAUUAUACUGCGGACACUUCUCCAUUUGAAACAGUCAUCUCUCAGCGGUACUUAAAUGAUCAAUAUGUUAAGAUAUACAGUGGCUUUCUGCAAGGUUCAUCUUCAUCCUUUCGUCCUUACGUAGAAAUUCUACCUUCUGAAAACCAUAGCUUGGUGGCACACUCUCUUCGUUGUCAAGAAAACAUUUGGGAUAAUAAUACAAAUGGGUUUUCAGUUAUCUCGUUUUCUAGUUCAAAUAACUUGAUGAAACCUAAUAGCAGCCUUUUCACGCUUGAGGAUUUAUCAAGCAGUUCUGUGAAUGCGGUUCGAAGUUGUUCUUUAGGCUUAUGUAUUGGUGGAGAUUUUAAUUCUAAAUAUGGUAAAAAUCUAUUAUAUAUAAAUUCAUCCGGAGUUCCAAUGUCGUUUCCCGGUCAAGGCAUGGACGGAUCGGUUACGGAUAUACUUGACUAUGAUGGUGUUACAUAUGUUUCGGGAUUAUUUGGGUCUCUUAACGACAAAAGCCAAGUCUUAAAUAAUGUCGCUAAAUUUAAUAGCGGUGCCUGGCAACCUCUUGGCUUUGGCACGAAUGGGGCAGUCGAACAUAUACGCAGUACAACUCUUUUUAAGUCUGGUAUACCAGUAACCUACGUUUCUUUUUUGGGAAAUUUCACAGCUAUCUAUAGCAUAGAAAACUAUGCAAUACCCGUCGAUGGAUAUGCAUUAUGGGAUCCUUCAUCGCAAAGCUGGGUGAAAAAUACUGAUUUGAGUACGUAUUUUUCUGGAAAUAUCCAGAGUAUUGGCAUAAAGAAUGACUCAUGCAUAGCUUUGGGAAAGCUUAAAGCUCUUGCGGAUCACUCAACAAAUAAUGCUAUGUAUUUUUCGACGUCUAAAGCUGUCAAUUCUUUUGUUCCUUCUUAUUUACAAUAUAUUCCGCCAGACUUACACCUUCAGUCAAUUACGGAUUACUUUCCAAAUAACUCGAUGGUUGUCGUAGCGGCUCUGAAUAAAAGCGUUCAAAGCAAUCCAUCUUCUGAUAUUUACGUACUCAAUAAGACAGGAACUCCAUCCCUGAAACGAAUUAUGGAAUCGAAGGAAAUAAUUUCAAAGAUUACGUCUGUCGCGGACGAACUCUACAUUUCAUAUGGUGACAAUAAGGAUCCAUACCUUGAGAAUGAUCAUUAUUGCGUUUACAAUACUACUGCUAAUACAUUCGUAAAUUCGAGUCAUUUAAUGAAGCUUCGGGGUAAGAUCAAUAGCAUUUUACCGUCUUAUGAUACCCAACACUCCUUCGCUCUUUUUGGAGGAAAUAUAAGUGUUAUUGAUAAUGAUUGUCAGGGACUGUGUCAUUUAAAUAUUGCUCAAAAAUCAUGGCAGCAAUUGCAUUUUGAUUAUAGUCAUGGUAUAGUUAACACCAUGGUUUAUAUGGAUGAUGAUUACAGAAAGGUUUUAGUUGGAGGAGACUUUACGUUUGCAAAUGGAAGAAGGGAGUUUUUGAUGACUUACGAUAUUGAGUCUCGUAAUAUGUUACCUUUUUUGAAAAACAAUUCAAUUACAGGUCCUGUACAAUGCGCGGCUACAUUAUCGAGUAAUAAAUCUCUCAAUACGUCUUCAUUUCUUCUUUAUGGAUACAAUAAUCAAUCCAUCGAUUCUUACUUAAUACGUCUAGACGGAACUGGAAGAAAAGAUAUAUCGGAAGGACUUUUAUUAGGCCAAUCCGAUAUAAAGUCUUUGAAUAUACUCAAUGCAAAUAUAUUUCCUGACAUCCCUGUGAAUGGACCUGUUAUUGUUGCGUCAGGGCUGGUCACUUUAAAGGACCAAACAAAGGUUUCUUCUGCUUACUUGGUCAACAAUACUUGGUCUCCAUUGUUGACAGCUGUCGAUCAUAACGGUAAUGUAGGAUGCGUCCAUGACGUUGUUGUACAAAAUUCACCAUCACGGGCCAUUCGAAAAGGGCAUCCUCUGGAAUCAAACAAAGGUGUACGAAGUACUCGCCAUAUCGUAAUCAUCAGCUUGUGUCUCAGCAUGGGUGUAAUGUUUUUUAUCAUGUCCGUGGCCUCUUUAUAUGAGACAGUCUUCAGUUUUUUGAAACCACAAUCAUUAGCGAUUAGUGAUUACGCAAAUUACAUCAAAUUGGAGGAUUCAUAAUUCCAUGAAUCCGUUAUUAAGCACCUAUAAUUCCCUUUUUAGGGUUCUUUUUUGUUUAUACCUAUGAGUCGUUCUUUUCUAAAACUCAUUCGCUCUUUUUAUUCAUAAAAACUUUUUUUGACAGUUCUAGUUCAUGAGAUGAUAAUAGAAAGUAUUUCAUUACAUU
Schizosaccharomyces octosporus yFS286 is the source of this 3920-nucleotide messenger RNA. RefSeq names its product cell polarity factor Rax2. Bases 293 to 3754 code for a protein of 1153 amino acids. Gene Ontology annotation, biological process: positive regulation of establishment of bipolar cell polarity regulating cell shape. Lineage: Eukaryota; Fungi; Ascomycota; Schizosaccharomycetes; Schizosaccharomycetales; Schizosaccharomycetaceae. The record is from RefSeq and is a predicted model, not a curated record. The transcript has a single exon. Gene Ontology annotation, cellular component: plasma membrane of growing cell tip.